Messenger RNA from Stegodyphus dumicola, 720 nucleotides. RefSeq lists its product as uncharacterized. The record is from RefSeq and is a predicted model, not a curated record. Lineage: Eukaryota; Metazoa; Arthropoda; Arachnida; Araneae; Eresidae.
AUGUGCUAUGAAAAACCUUCUAAACGACGUGCUGAAGCGAUGGAAAACCUAUUUGAGAAAGAACCUAUGCCUUUGAACGAUAAAGUAUUCAGCCAUGAAGACCGCACCCAAGAUGUUCCAAGAGAAUCGGCUAACUCUUGUACCAAAAGAAAAGCAGAAGAAACAUCCCAUUUCGAGAAAAAACGCAAAGGACUCUUCACCGAAGAGGCUAUUCCAGAGGAGCUCACUCACAUGGGAAACAAUGUCUUUGUGGGACUCAGCAUUUACAAGGGAAAAGUGACUGUGCACAUCCGAGAGUAUGCCAAAUAUGGUAAAGCUUACUAUCCGACAAGACGUGGAGUGAACUUUGAGCCAUGGUGUUUGAAUGUUCUCGCAACCAACAUGACAGUGGAGGAACAAGACCUGCUGACACUAAAUCUGGAGUUGCCCAAGAACUUUGUGGUCACGUAUAAAGAUUCCCACUUCACUCUGAAACAACUUUCUGCUCAAGGAGAUGAAAAAAGUAGCCUCAGCAUUACAACUACGCAGUGGGAAGAACUGAUGACCAACUUUAGCCGUAUCAGUGACAUUGUCACCAACCUCGUUUAUCAAAACAUGAACUUUUGUGAAGCCUACGAAAGCGUAUCCGACGAACCUGUUAAGGAGGAAAAUCUACCCCAAUCCUUUGACAUUUCUAUGGGAAGAGCACGACCUCCAAACCAUUCUAAAGAUGUCGCUUGA